Vitis vinifera (wine grape) is the source of this 4286-nucleotide messenger RNA. Its product is annotated as molybdenum cofactor sulfurase. The record is from RefSeq and is a predicted model, not a curated record. The transcript is spliced from 19 exons. Gene Ontology annotation, biological process: Mo-molybdopterin cofactor biosynthetic process. Gene Ontology annotation, molecular function: molybdenum cofactor sulfurtransferase activity; molybdenum ion binding; pyridoxal phosphate binding. Bases 225 to 2138 code for a protein of 637 amino acids. Lineage: Eukaryota; Viridiplantae; Streptophyta; Magnoliopsida; Vitales; Vitaceae.
UCAACCAAUGAAAAAGAAGAAAAACUAAAGAAGGAAACAAAAAAAAAAAAAAAAAAGGAAAAAAAAAGCAAAAAACCUGCCUGGUUGUAAUUGGUACUGUUCCCUGUACAGUUGGCUUCACCAGACACCACUGUGGAUUCUUUGCGCAUUCUUUUCCAUCUCUCUAGGGUUUCAGUCUGUCUCUGCAAUUCCUUCAAUACAGUGUGGUUCUUGGAGCAGUAGUCAUGAAUACCGACAAGGAAGCCUUUCUCAGGGAGUUCGGGAACGAUUACGGAUACCCCAGUGCUCCCUUCAACAUCGACCAAAUCAGAGCCUCUCAAUUCAAGCGGUUGGACGGUCUUGUAUACUUGGACCAUGCUGGAUCAACAUUGUACUCUGAGUCACAGAUGGAAGCAGUCCUUAAUGAUCUAACUACUAGUGUUUAUGGAAAUCCUCAUAGCCAAAGCGACACCAGUUUGGCCACUUGUGACAUUGUAAGAGAAGCCCGCCAACAGGUCCUUGAUCACUGUAAUGCAUCCCCAAAAGAUUACAAAUGCAUAUUCACUUCAGGGGCAACAGCAGCAUUGAAGCUGGUAGGAGAGGCCUUUCCAUGGAGCAGUGAGAGCAAUUUUAUGUACACGAUGGAGAAUCAUAACAGCGUCCUUGGGAUCAGAGAAUAUGCUCUCGAUCGAGGAGCUUCAGCUUUUGCAAUAGAUAUUGAAGAGGCUGGGCAUCAUGGUGGAGUCUCCAGAAACACUUCAUCUUCUAUUAAAGUGUCACCACGCCCUAUACAAAGGAGAAACCAAGCAAGAUUCCCAGGAGAAGCGCCUACAGGUUACGCCCAUAACUUAUUUGCAUUUCCCUCAGAGUGCAAUUUCUCUGGUGUAAGAUUCAGUCUCGACUUGGUGAAGAUUAUCAAGGAAGAUGCUGAGAGAAUUUUGACCGGCCCUCCAUUCUACAAGGGUUGCUGGAUGGUCUUGAUUGAUGCUGCAAAAGGAUGUGCAACAAAACCACCUGAUUUGUCAAAGUAUCCUGCAGAUUUUGUUGUCAUCUCAUUCUAUAAGCUAUUUGGUUAUCCGACAGGACUUGGCGCCCUCAUUGUUCGAAGUGAAGCUGCCAAGUUGUUGAAGAAGACCUAUUUUAGCGGAGGUACGGUGGCAGCCUCCAUUGCUGAUAUUGACUUUGUUAAAAGAAGAAAUGACAUUGAGGAGCUGUUUGAGGAUGGCACCGCAUCAUUCCUAAGUAUAGCAUCUAUUCGACAUGGGUUCAAAUUACUCAACACUAUAACUAUAUCUGCAAUAUCACGGCACACAUCAUUACUUUCCACAUAUGUGAGGAAACAGCUCUUGGCCUUAAGGCAUGACAAUGGAUCUGGUGUCUGCAUGCUUUAUGGGGGAUUCAGUUCAGAGAAGUUGUGCAAUGAAAUGGGGCCUAUAGUAACUUUCAACUUGAAACGACCAGAUGGUUCUUGGUUUGGAUACCGUGAAGUGGAAAAAUUGGCUUCUCUAUCCAGAAUUCAGCUACGGACAGGAUGCUUUUGCAAUCCUGGUGCUUGUGCAAAAUAUCUGGGCUUGUCUCACUCUGAUCUGCUUUCCAAUAUUGAGGCUGGCCAUGUUUGCUGGGACGAUAACGACAUAAUACAUGGGAAACCAACUGGAGCUGUAAGAGUAUCCUUUGGUUAUAUGUCAACAUUUGAAGAUGCCAAGAAAUUCAUUGAUUUCAUAGUGAGUUCCUUUGUAUCAGUGCCAUAUCAAUCUGGGCAAGUACAUCUACCAAGGUCCAUACCCUAUUCAAGUGAAGGCCGCGAAAGAAGACUCUCAACUACAUCUUUUCGUCUUAAGUCUAUUACUAUCUACCCGAUAAAAUCAUGUGCAGGAUUCAGUGUAGAGGGUUGGCCUCUAAGCAAUACUGGCCUUUUACAUGAUCGAGAAUGGAUUCUAAAAAGCCUGACUGGAGAAAUUCUUACACAGAAAAAGGUUCCAGAAAUGCACCUUAUUACUACUUUUAUUGACCUCAGUCAGGGAAUUCUGUUUGUAGAAUCACCACGAUGCAAAAGAAAACUGCGUAUCAACCUUAAAUCAGAUUCGUAUUGUGGUGGGAAAGAGGCAAUGGAUUUGCAGGCCCAAAGGACCGGAGUACAGGGAAGACGAUUGGCAUAGGACAUGAGUCUCAAGGCCUCUAUCACCUCACCUCGCCUUCAACUCCUGCAGUUUGCAUUUCCACUGAUGCUCCCCUCCUCAUCCAGAGUCGCCUGGGCCACCCUAGUCUAUCCAAGUUCCAGAAAAUGGUCCCUAGUUUUUCAUCUUUGUCGUCGCUUGCAUGUGAGUCUUGUCAGCUUGGGAAACAUACUUGUGUCUCGUUCCCAAAGCGUUUGAAUAAUUGGGCAAAGUCUCCUUUUGAACUUGCCCACACUGAUGUUUGGGGUCUUUUUCGGACCGCGUCUACUUUAGGAUUUCAGUAUUUUGUCACUUUCAUUGAUGACUAUUCUCGAUGUACUUGGUUAUUUUUAAUAAAAAAUUUAGCUGAGUUGUUCUCUAUUUUCUAGAAAUUUUAUGCUGAAAUCCAAACUCAGUUCAAUAUUUCUAUUCGUGUGUUGCGCAAUGACAAUGCCAAGGAAUAUUUUUCUGCACCAUUUACUUCAUUUAUGUCCCAACAUGGGAUCAUUCAUCAGUCUUCUUGUGCUCAUACUCCUUAACAAAAUGGGGUUGCUGAACGUAAGAAUCGACAUCUUGUUGAGACAGCUCGUACUCUCCUUCUACAUAGUCAUGUUUCUUUUCGUUUUUGGGGGGACGCUGUUCUUACAGCAUGUUAAUUGAUUAAUCGUAUGCCCUCAUCUGUAUUACACGAUCAGAUUCCUCAUUCCCUUCUUUUCCCUGACCAACCACUUUAUUUCCUUCCUCCUCGUGUUUUUUGUUGUACUUGCUUUGUUCAUAAUCUCACUCCUGGACAGGACAAACUUUCUGCCAGAGCCACAAAAUGCAUCUUCUUAGGAUAUUCCAGACUUCAAAAGGGUUAUUGUUGUUAUCUCUCUAAGACUCAUCGCUACUUUCUCUCCGCUGAUGUCACUUUCUUUGAGGACUCACCGUUCUUCUCUACCUCUGAGUCUCUUCCUAUUUCUGAAGUCUUACCCCUUCCCAUUAUCUCCCCACCUAAUGCAGUGCCUUCUCGCCCACUUCAGGUUUAUCAUCGUGUCGUUGUUCCUCCUUCUUUGGCCGAGGUACUUGCUGACUCACUUCCUAUCCCUUCGGCUUCUUCUGCCCCAGCUCUGCCUCCUUUUGCUGACUUACCCAUUGCUCUUCAGAAAGGUAAUCGAUCUACUCGUAAUCCUCAUCCCAUUUACAAUUUUUUGAAUUACCAUCGAUUAUCUUCACCUUAUUCUGCAUUUGUUUCUGUUUCUCUUCCUAAGAGCACCCCUGAGGCUCUUUCCCAUCCAGGCUGGCGACAGGCAAUGGUAGAUGAAAUGGCUGCUUUACACUCCAAUGGCACUUGGGAUCUUGUUGUUUUACCCUCUGGUAAAUCUACAGUUGGUUGUCGUUGGGUCUACACAGUUAAGGUUGGCCCUGAUGGUCAGGUUGAUCGCCUUAAGGCCCGCUUAGUUGCUAAAGGCUAUACUCAGGUUUAUGGUUCUGAUUAUGGUGACACUUUCUCUCCUGUUGCCAAAAUAGCUUCUGUUCGUUUAUUGCUCUUCAUGGCUGCUAUGCGUUCUUGGCCUCUUUAUCAGUUAAAUAUUAAAAUGCUUUCCUUCAUGGGGAUCUUGCUGAGGAAGUUUAUAUGGAGCAACCACCUGGUUUUGUUGCUCAGGGGGAGUCUGGUUUAGUGUGCAGACUACAUCGUUCUCUAUAUGGCUGAAACAUCUUCUUCGGGAGUUGAGAUUUGGAAAGGAUGAACAGAUGAAACCGAUCUGUGACAACCAAGCCGCUUUGCAUAUUGCAUCCAAUCCAGUCUUCCAUGAAAGGACCAAACACAUUGAAGUUGACUGUCACUUCAUUAGAGAGAAGAUCGCAUCAGGAUGUGUGGCGACUAGUUUUGUCAAUUCAAAUGAUCAACUAGCAUAUAUUUUUACUAAAUCUCUCAGAGGUCCUAGAAUUAAAUACAUUUGUAACAAGCUUGGUGCAUAUGACAUAUAUGCUCCAGCUUGAGGGGGAGUAUUAGAUAGUGUACAGUUAUUUAGGUUAUUUACUUUUCCUUUUCCUUUUCUUUCCUUAUUGUAUUGUGGGUCCCGCUAACAUGUAUAUAUAUACCCAAGUCCAAUGUGUAUUUUUUACAGUUUUUCAAUAACAAUAAUUAGGGAUUCUCCCUUUUCUCUC